CAGACACGGCCACCACAUCUUGUGUUGAAGGACGGGGGUGUGACUAAAGAUGAUAAGGAAUGGUUAUCCAACGCAAUGAGCAAAAUAAAUGAAGCCCUCGAUUCUAUCGAGGUUGAAUACGUGGGUGAUUUAGUAGUUCCGCUGACAUGGGCUAAUUCGGCUCCAUUUCUUCCA
Molecule: messenger RNA, 174 nt
Organism: Acaulospora morrowiae
Lineage: Eukaryota; Fungi; Glomeromycota; Glomeromycetes; Diversisporales; Acaulosporaceae
Source: the annotation of a GenBank genome assembly